UGUCAUUUAUGUUUCAGUGGUGUUGGAUUUGAUUGGGUGGAAUUGUGUACUUGGAAAUUUCCUCAUAUUUGAAAAAUGCUGUAUGUAAAAAUAUCACUGGUCUAAAACUAAACUUUUAUGGUACAACUGACAAGUUGACACCACUUUCAAUCCCUUUCUGGAGCAUCUCAAUCGCACAUAUGGGAGAGUAUAACGUGACUGUUUAUGUACUUCAGAAAGAUUGAACUAACCAUCCUUUUUCAAUGGAAACAGGAAGUUGGUCUACCAAAACCCCCUAUACUCUCCUUCACCCCAAGUUGCUCGUAACACAUUCAGACAAUGAGACGUCAGAAACAUCUACGUCGAAGGCUCUUCUGAGAAAGGUGACAAAUAGGAGGCCUGUGAUUGGCUGGAGUUGUUUUUACAUGUGGUUGCGUUUAUGUCCAAGGUAUUGUGAUAAUGUAGACAGGCAUUUUCCACUGAGGUGGACCAAUCAGAUCUCGACACAAACAUCCGCUUCAAAGGCCCUCACCAUCGUCAGCUCCCCCAGCGCCAGUCUCUGAGAUGGAGAGAUCAAGAGCUAUUCUCAUCGCUCUCGUCUGUGCUUUGUUCUCCAGGAUCUCUGGAGCAGAAGUGGAGAUGAGGGUCAGACCAGGAGACGACGUGACUCUCUACAGCGACUGUAUUUGGAAGAGUGGAUUUAGUAUAGUUUGGUUUAGAAACUCCUCAUGUGAGCAUCAACCUCCUCUCAUGAUAUCAACUCCAGAUUUGAUACGUGGUGCUGAUCCACGUUACUCUGCUGUGUGGAAUCCCUCCAACAAAACUCAUGAUCUGCUGGUGAAGAACGUCUCUGAUUCAGAUGUGGGUCUCUACUUCUGCGCUAUGUAUGAGAAAAACAUCACCAAAGACGAAAAGGGAGUUUUACACCCUGUAGAUAUUUAUCACUACGGGAAAAGAACCACUCGACUCUCUCUCCUUGGUCCUUGUGCUGAUCUCCCCCAGACCCCCUCCACCCCUCCUGUCUCAGACUGUAGCGUCUGCUGGAAGCUGCUGGUCAGUGUGUGUCCUGUGUGUGUUCUCCUCUCCUCCACCUGUGUGUGCUGCAUCUACAGACACGCAAAGAAAGCAGAAGCUGGUCAGGAACGGAGGAACAAAGCGCAGAGACGGCGAAGCAGAACAACCGAUGAGGUUGGAGGAGAUGAGGUUUGUUACGCUUCAUUGGACAUCCCAAGCGGGGGAGAGAAACGGCUGAAGAAGAGAGUUGAGGGUUUGGAUUUCAGUACAUAUUCUGAGGUUAAAACUGACGGAAUGUGAAGAUAUUGGACUUUUAAUAAUUCAUAGAAGAAACGUAAAUGUUCCUUACGUUAUAGAGAGAAUCGUCUGCAUAUACUGACCUUGAACGUUGUUGAUGGAACAAAACUGCAACAUUGUGUUAUUUCGCUUUUUAUG
Messenger RNA from Pygocentrus nattereri (red-bellied piranha), 1428 nucleotides. RefSeq lists its product as uncharacterized. Lineage: Eukaryota; Metazoa; Chordata; Actinopteri; Characiformes; Serrasalmidae. The record is from RefSeq and is a predicted model, not a curated record. The transcript has 5 exons. Bases 544 to 1293 code for a protein of 249 amino acids.